CGUUUCGUUGAAUCGAUUGUCAGACACGUGAAAUCGAUUUGGUUAGGUUUUUUUUCAAGGAUUUUUUUUUAUUUACCGUUUUUUUAACAUUAUUUAAUCAAUCAUGGUCAAAGCAACGAAACCGAAACCAAGUUCCGGUGCAUCACAUCAUAGUUUGAAUCCGGAUCGGCCACGAAAUGCCAAAGAUACUCAUUUACGUGAUCGUUCGACGAUUCGUCGUUUGUUGAUGUAUAAAAAUUCACAUCCUAUACGUAAUCGGGAAGGUAAGAUUAUCAAAGCGGCACCAUUUCAAGAUAGAUUAUCUAGCGGUACUGUGGCCCGUAUUGCACCAAAUCAAAAAUGGUUCGGUAAUACUCGGACAAUUGCACAGAAUUCAUUGCAAAAAUUUCAAGAUGAAAUGCAAAAAACGAUUCAAGAUCCUUACAAAGUGGUAAUGAAACAAACUAAAUUGCCAAUCACAUUGCUCAAUGAACGUGCUAAAUUUCAACGAGUUCAUAUAUUAGAAACGGAAAGUUUUCAGGAUACAUUUGGAAAGAAAUCUAAACGUAAACGGCCACGUUUUAAAUUUGAAGAUCUACAGAAGUAUGCAUCAUCAGUGGAAACACGUAAUGAAAACUAUGAUGAUAGUAAAGAUUCGAAUAUAAUUGUUGAACGGGAUUUUCGUGAAGAAACACCACAUGCUGUAAUGAAAAAAGGACAAUCAAAACGAAUCUGGAAUGAACUGUAUAAAGUUAUUGAUUCAAGUGAUGUUAUUGUUCAAGUAUUGGAUGUACGUGAUCCAUUGGGUACACGUUCCAAACAUAUUGAAACAUAUUUACGUAAAGAAAAACCACAUAAACAUCUUGUAUUCUUAUUGAACAAAUGUGAUUUAGUACCAACAUGGGUAACACAACGAUGGAUUGCCAUACUAUCCAGCGAAUAUCCAACGAUGGCAUUUAAAGCUUCGAUGAAGACACCUUUCGGUAAAGGUGCUCUAAUCAAUUUGUUACGACAAUUUACACAACUUCAUACGGAUAAAAAACAGAUCAGUGUUGGUUUUAUUGGCUAUCCAAAUGUGGGAAAAUCAUCGGUAAUCAAUACAUUACGUGCAAAAAAAGUUUGUAAUGUAGCACCGAUUGCAGGCGAAACUAAAGUUUGGCAAUAUAUUACGUUAAUGAAACGAAUCUAUUUAAUCGAUUGUCCGGGUGUUGUUUAUCCAUCCGGUGAUUCAGAUACGGAUAUCGUAUUAAGAGGUGUUGUACGUGUUGAAAAUAUUGCCGAUCCUGAAGAUCAUAUACCAACAGUUUUGGAACGUGUUCGUAAAGAAUAUCUACAAAAAGCUUAUAAAAUUACUGAAUGGAAUGAUCAUAUUGAAUUUCUAACCAAAUUAGCACAAGCAACUGGAAAAUUAUUGAAAGGUGGUGAACCAGAUAUAAAUACUGUUUCCAAAAUGGUAUUAAACGACUGGCAACGUGGUAAAUUGCCUUAUUUUGUUCCGCCACCAGAAUCGGUUGACAGACCACCACAGCAACAAAAUCCGAAAAAAUCUAAAUCUAAAAAUCCUCAAGUUCGACAAGAUCUUCGCAAAGUUGAUGUUGAUCUUGAAUUCGAAGGUGAUGAUGUACGAUCAAUCGAUGUGAAUGAUUCCGUCGGUGAUCUUUACGAUUCGGCUGAUGAUGACAAUAAUGAUGAAGAGAAUGAAAAUGAACCAUCUACAGAACCAGAAUCAAAAGAAUCCAUACAACCUGCCAAUGACAACAAUAACGAUGACGACGACGACGAUAAAAAUGAGGACGAACAACAAAUAGUAGCUGAAAAUUCUGUAUCGAUAAAACGGAAAAAAUUGCCAGCAAAACCAUCAUCACAGCAGCCAAUGAAAAAGAAAAUGACAUCCAAACUUAAACGUCGUAUAGAACGUGAACAAAAAACGAAAAAAACUGGCAGCAAUUUCUAUGAUGAAUUACGGAAAAAGACGAAAAAAUUACAGGCCAAUCGUUUCAAUGUGACAUCAUGAUUUUGAAUUUAUUUUUUAUUAUUUCUUCCCAAUUU
Messenger RNA from Dermatophagoides pteronyssinus (European house dust mite), 2028 nucleotides. RefSeq names its product nucleostemin 2 (gene Ns2). Lineage: Eukaryota; Metazoa; Arthropoda; Arachnida; Sarcoptiformes; Pyroglyphidae. The record is from RefSeq and is a predicted model, not a curated record. Gene Ontology annotation, cellular component: nucleolus. Gene Ontology annotation, molecular function: GTP binding.